Molecule: messenger RNA, 2868 nt
Organism: Naegleria lovaniensis
Lineage: Eukaryota; Heterolobosea; Eutetramitea; Acrasida; Naegleriidae
Exons: 1
Coding region: 1-2868 (955 amino acids)
Biological process (GO): rRNA processing
Cellular component (GO): small-subunit processome
Molecular function (GO): protein binding
Source: RefSeq, a predicted model, not a curated record
AUGAGCAACUUUCAACAGGGCACAAAAUUACUCAACAAAUCUCAACAUCUGAUAAAGAGUUUUCAUGUUUCUCCGUUCAUAUCCCUCGUUUAUAAGAAUGAAUCGGGAGAGGUACAACAGAACAAAGUGGCCUUCUCAAACAUUUCUCAACAAUUUUAUGUUUGUUGUGCCGAUGACAAAAUUAAUAUUGUUGAGUAUUCAACAGGAGAACGAUUAUACACCAUACAGGCAGAUUCAAACGUGAAUUGUAUAUCAUUGAGCUCCGAUGAUAGAUUCUUGGCUGUGAGUUGUAAAAGUGGUCAAGUAACAAUUUAUAGCAUGAAACAGUUGAAGGCUUUGAGAACACUCCGAGUGGGUGUUGCAUCUCCUGUGAUACAUUUAGCCUACUCUCCUGAUGACACUUUCUUGGCAAUGGCUCACGGAGAUGGAAGUAUUGAUAUUUACUUGACAGCAGGUGUUCAAGAAGAAGAUACAACUCAGCAACAAAACUUUACUAAAUUAUUAUUCACCAUUAGAAAACAUCACCAAGCUCAAAUACAUUUAAUGAAAUGGAUUGACAAUUUGUGGUUAGCUUCAUGUGGAUUGGAUGGUGUGAAAAUUGUGCAAAUUGGUAAUGAAGAAGAUGAGAAUCGACCUUUCAAAAUUAUUGCAAAGCUUCAUGAUAACAGAAACGACAUUAGAGAAGUGAUUUUGUUGAAACAAGAGGAAAACGAUUCUGAGAGUAGGCCUGUUUUCCUCUUUACAGCUGGUUAUGGAUCUCUUUAUCAAUUCACUUGGGCCUCCAAUGCAUUCACUCUUUCAAAGACAAUUCCAAUCAAACAUUAUGUGACAAGUUUAACUGAAAUUAAAACAACGGAUGAAAAGUCGUUCACGCUCGUUGGUUGCUCACCUGUGAAGAAAAAGAACAAUUUAAUUAGGGUCACUAUUCGCAAGCCAUCAACUCAAGAAAAACAAUCCAAGAAAAAGUCAGAUAACGAUUUACUGGAUGACGGAGUUAAAGUCGAGUACAUACCAGAAAAGACAAUUAUUGGACUUUCUCAACUGUUUAAGUUGUCAGAUUCUGAGAUUUUUGCAGUUACUGUAGACUCUAAUUUUGCCAUUUUCAAACAGAUCACAAAGGACGAGAGCAACAAAGUUAAUUUAAAGAAAAAACUUGGCAAAAAAGAAGAUGUGACAGAAAUUGCCUCCUCUGGAUUAUUAUUUGAAAAGACAGGACAAAGACUAGGUUUCAAUGAUGAUGUCCUUGAUAUGGCUCUUUUUACCUCACGAAAUAUGUUAGCUAUUGCCACCAACUCUGAAAACGUUAUUCUAAUGAAUGUAAAGGAUGCCAAUCAAGAUCCUUUCGAAAUUGUUGGGCAUACUGAAAUGGUUCUUUCAAUGGAUCGCUCCAAAGAAAAAGACCAACGAUACUUGGUGACAGGUUCUAAGGAUAAAACAGUUCGAGUAUGGGACGUUUCAAAGUAUGGAAAUACCAAUGGUGACGAUUUCGUCACUCCAGUGGCUGUAGGUACAAGUCACUUGAGCGGUGUGACAGCUGUUUGUGUUUCAAAUCACAAGAGAAAAGUGAAUGACUCUGAAGACUUCUUUGUAUUCUCUGCUUCUGAUGAUGGUGUGAUCAAAAAGUGGCAACUCUCCAACUGCAACUUGUUGGGAACUACUGCUGAUUGUCAUAAGAAAACAGUCAGCGAAAUUGCAAUUUCUCCAGACGAUUCUUUAAUUGCUACAGCAAGCGCCGAUAAGACGGCCAAAGUGUUGGAUGCUAAUGAUUUAUCAAAAGUCGUUUUUGAAUUUCCUCACAAGCGAGCUGUUUGGUGUGUUAAAUUUUCUCCAGUUGACAAGGUGUUAGCUACUGGAUGCAGCGACAACAACAUUAGAAUUUGGUCCUUAAAAACAGGAAAUUGUGUGAAAGUGUUGGAAGGUCAUGACACCUCUGUAUUGAAAAUGCAAUUUUUGAACAACGGCUCACAAUUAAUUUCUGCAGAUGCCAAUGGUGUGGUUCGACUUUGGGUCAUCAAGACUGGAGAGUGUAUCAAAGUGUUUGGUGAUGCUCAUAAAGACAGAAUUUGGGCGAUUGCAGUGGAUCACAAAACCAAUCAACUCAUCACUGGAGGUGAAGACUCUGUGAUUAACAUUUGGGAAGAUAAUACUGAAGAAAUUAAGGAAGACCAACGAAAAGAAGUAGAUUUAUCUGUCAUGCAAGAUCAAGAACUUCGAAAUUUAGAAAGACAAGGAAAGAUGAAAGAUGUUUUAAAAAAAGCCAUUGAAUUGGACCGACCAAAACUCACCUACAGUACCAUUGAGAAACUCAUCAAGACCGAUGAAAAGAAAGUUCUAGAUGCUCUUAUUUUGGAAUUGCCCAAACUUCAAUUAAUGCAUCUAUUCCAAUAUUGCAUUGAUUGGAAUUCUAACUCAAAAUUCUCUCAAAUUGCACAACUUGUGCUCAAGACCAUGUUCGAUUUAUUGGAACCAUCCUUUGUAGAUAUUGCUUAUGAAAAAUCAGUGGAUGCCCUUACACUGUACAGUCAAAGACAUUUGAAGCGAAUUUCAUAUUUGGAACAAAAAAGUUUCAUUUUGGAACAUGCCUUGAAUCAAAUGAAUGCACUCACGCCUCUCAACAACAGCAAUGUCGAAACUCUGAAAGAAUUAUCCACAAAGAAGAGAAAAGAAAUGAGUACUAACAAUAUCGAUGAAGAAAAAGAAUCAAAAAAAACCGCCAAACAACCUUUGCAAAUUAAGACUGUCGAAGUGGUCGAUGAGGAUGUGGAAUUUUCGGAUUAUGACAUGGAUGGAGAAGCGGAUGAUGUAGAGGAUCAUGACGAUGAAAACAUAAAGCCAUCUCAACCAUCCCAGAAAAAGGUCAAACAAUAA